Mesorhabditis spiculigera is the source of this 3405-nucleotide messenger RNA. The record is from the annotation of a GenBank genome assembly. Lineage: Eukaryota; Metazoa; Nematoda; Chromadorea; Rhabditida; Rhabditidae.
AUGGCCAGCGAUGAGACCCAUUCACAAGCAUAUCGGGAGGCCGUGCAAAAAGUCAUAGCCCGGGCCCUAAAUGGGGACGCGCUGCCCCAGAUCGAGACGUUGCUCGUCCGCUCGAUCAACCAGUUUUACAAGCGCAUCCCACGGAAUAUCGAGAGUUUCAAGGGGCUUCUCCACUGCGUCGUCGAGUUAUAUCGAGUAAACCCUGGGCGCGCCGAGCAGCUGCUGGUGCCAUUGGCUCAAAUUUACGCUGCAGGAUCUCCGUUUGAGCGAGCAAAAGUGCUAGAAGCGGUCCGCACCUCCGAGCUGAACCUGUAUUUGAUAUGGCGGUGGCUGGCGGAAGCGGAUGCGGAAUGCCAGGCGGCAAAAACCUCGCCCCCGGCGCGCGCUCUCUUCAUGACGAUACUUUACGGCGGGGAUUUCAUCAAGCAAAGAUCGAUGGCGCCAGUCGUGCUGGGCAUGGGUGCGAAUGCACACUACAAUCUGGGCAUCGCCUCGACGGGGGAAGUGGUCAAGCCGCGGCUCGUUAACACAGAUAAUGAUAUAAUCAAAGCCUCGCUCUCCACAUCACAUUCCCUCCUACUCGCCGCCGAUGGCUUCACGUACGCGAUGGGAAGAUGUGAAUCCAACCGCGCCGGCCUCCCCCAUCACGAAUUCGCGGCCAGCCCUCAAUUGGUGCCGCUGCCAAAGGGCACCAACGUUGUCGAUAUUGCCGCCGGGGAGGGCUAUUCGCUAUUUCUGACACGAAAAUCGUUGUUCGGCUGCGGGUCUAACAAAAAAGGACACUUGGGCAUCGGUAAAGAGGUGAAUUCAGUGCCUUUACAGCGGUUAAACUUACCGCCAUUGCGCGAAUUGACGCUUGACGAGGUUGUGGCUGAAGACAAUUUCACGCUCGUCACAACGUCCAUGGUCGGCCAGUACUACCUGUCGGGGACGAGCUUUGGCAACAAAGGCAUCACCAAGACGUUCAGUUUGUAUGAAGAUUACGACCCGGAAUGGGAUGAUAUUUCGACACCAUGUGACGCAAAACUCAUCCCCUGCCCCAGGAUAUCCGCCAAGCCCCAUUGCGGCAUCGUCACCGGCCAAUUGCUGAACUUGAAAUUUGGAAAAGAGGAAUAUACAGUGCGCUUCAUCCUCUUCAACAAGCGCAUCCACUACCGCUUCGCCCUAUCCCACUUCAUCGGCGAGGUCCAUUCCAUCUACCGUGGUCGGGUGGCAAUCUGGCCAAAGUCGGACACUCUGUUCGAGGCGGCCAAGUCGUCGCACAAGCGAAAUGAGCGCGACAUGAGCUACUUGGCUGUGGUGUUUUUGUUAGAGGCAAUCCCCAACACGGCUUACGCACACUCGCUCGGCAUCUCGCCUGACGGCCUCAACGCCCUGUUCGUCAUCGGCGCCAGGGAAGAGCUUGAGAAGACGAAGCCGAGAAGCUGGGCCAGCCAAAGCCUCAUCGCGAACCCGAUCAAGGACGUGCCGUUUGAUGCAAAGAUUUGCCUCGGCGGCCGCUCUUGGCCGAUCAUGUCUUCGGUGUUGGCCCUCCGCGUCCCCAACGCCCACCAAUUCAUGAAGGGCAAGAAUUUGCAUGUCGAAGAGGUGCUCGCCGGAUUCCCUGUCGUCUCCAAGCGGGCCGACUGGCGCAUCGAGUUCUGUGAGAUGAUCGUGCAGUACGUGAAGGAGGGAUUCGUCAUUUGGAAUGCGGACAUCUGGGAGCAAGAGUCCGACGCCUACGACUUCAUCAAGCGGGCGCUGGCCGUCGUCGGGUUGAAGGCCAUUGGCUACGAGCCAAGUUCGGGGCGAUGGCGACGCGCACUUGUUUCUAGCGGCGGCACUUCCGGUUCGACGCAGUCCAACUGUACGCUCGUUUGCGUCGACCCGGACGAGAAGACGGGUGAAAUUUCGGCCAAUCGGCAACUCCUCGAAAUCUACUCUCACUACUUUGUGCUGGCCGGGCGCCACGAGGGGAAGGAUCGUUUUGUCGUGCGGGAAAGCCGGGAUAUUGUCUCGAAAAUUCUGGAGGCCAUGGCCAGCCCCGACAGUUUGGUCUGUCGCACCAAGGAAGAGCUUUGCCGCAUGCUACUCUUCUGCGACAGCUACCUGAUGGAGAAUCUGAUUGACGACAUCGUGCAGGCCUAUUUUGUUGAUGCCACACCGAGCUGUAUCCAGGACAUUUCGAACCUCUACAAUUGGUCGGUAAUCGCGCAGGACGCCAUCGUCCGUGAAUUCGUUGCUCGUCCGGAUCUUGUGUUCCUCUACUCGAAGUCGGCGUCGCUUGGGGAUGAGCUGGCGAAGAGAAUUUGCACGGCCAUCGAACAGAAGCAUUCACGGAAGAACCAGGUGACCGUCAACAACCCCCUGAUGGUCGGCCAGGCCAUCUGGAACUCGACGUCGGAUCGCGAUUGGGGAAAUGUAGAUGAGGAACGGCUGAUUUUCCAAUCUCUCUCGCUGGACCAUUUUGCCGAUUACAUGCUGGGCAGCGGGCCCAGGGACAAGGAGAUGAACUAUUUAAAGACGUAUCUAACCAGCGCCCGUGGCUUCAGCGCUAAUGAGGGUACCUCAUCGGUCAUAACACCGCUCGAUCGCGAGGAAUUCGACUGGAUGGAAGCCGUGGUCGACAGUUUGAAGGGAUACGGGCCGGAAGAGGUCGAAAAUAUCUCCCUCAACCAGCGGCGGCGCAGAAGGCGGACCGACACCGAGAGAAAGACGAUCAACAGCAUUUCGGAGGAGCCGCAAGAUGAGCUGGUGGUUGCGACGGAAAAGUUGAGGCUGGCUUCAACUCCCGAAGCCCCCCAAAAUUCAGCCGCUUCUCCACCGGUUACGAUUUCCACUCCACGACUACCAACGGAGAGCCCGGCGGCGUCUCCAUCAAGUUCACGGCUCGACGAGCUGUUUCCGACCCUGGGAUCGACCCCAUCCCCGGCCCCUAAACAUGGCAAGAAGAUGAACAUGGGCUCCGCGUCGUCUUUUCGACGAUUUCCGGAACCGGUGGUCAGGAAUCCAGUGGACAGUGUGGCCCCUUGGGCGCACGUAAGCACCCCUGCCGCUCCGGUCGACUUCCCACAACUUGGCUCUACCCCACCCGGAUCAUCGAAAAGCUCUUCAAGACGCACACCCGGCCAGCGUACGCCUGCUUCAACGAGCCAACGAAUAAGGAAAGAGAGCUGGACGGAAUUCCCAAGCCCAGCGACUGCCUCGAGCCCGGGCUCCUCGCUAACGGCCAUCAUGCAAGAGGAGAAGCAGCUUCAAGAGGCCCGCCAUCGACGGACCCAUCGGCCACUCGCUUUUGUGGAUAUGGAAGAACAAGCAAUCGCCGAACUCCACGAGCUCUAUCGACAAGAAUACGGCGAUGAGGUCCUUAUCGACGUUUGCCGCGUUGACCCCGACACCGCGGACCCGGUCUGGAAUCGACCCAAA